UGAUACGAUUCUUUUUCUGCUAUUGUUCUCUCUCGAUUGUAACUUUUGUGUGCCGCAAAAUUAAUAUUUUACAGCAUUAUUAAACUUUAUUAACUUAAUAAGUUAAUACGUAGUGAAAAUGACGACUAAAAACGUCCCAUCAUUAGACACAAGAGCUGAUCUAGCAGAUCUUGUGAAGAGGAAAGCAGACAUAGCUGAAACUUUGGCCAACUUGGAACGCCAAAUCUAUGCGUUUGAAGGCAGUUAUCUUGAAGAUACCCAGUUGUAUGGAAACAUCAUCAGGGGCUGGGACCGAUACCUGGUAUCAAAUAAGAACACUAACAGUAAAGCCGAUAAGAGAAACAGAAAAUUCAAAGAAGCUGAAAGACUCUUCUCAAAAUCUUCUAUAACAUCGAAUGCUGCUGUUAGCGGGCUUGUGGAACCAUCAGAAAAAGGGGAACCCAACAGCGAGAGCGAGUCACAGACUGGUAACAGUGGAAGUGAAGACAACGUACUGCCUUUGGGACCUGCAAAAGACACUGGGAAAAACAACACUACGCCAUCUGUCAACGGACCUAUGACACCUAACUCUAUGAACAUUGUACCAGGCUCGCCAACUUCAAGCAAAGAGGCUAAAAACAAGAUGCCUGUUUCUAAGAAGACGCCAACCAACAAGAAGGCCAGGCAACGAUAAACGUCCAGGGAUCAAGACUGAAAAGUUAUCAACAUUGUAGAGAGUUUGAUGGAACAAAUGUUGUAAUGUAUUUUGUCUUAGUUAUUAUUUAUAUAUUUUUAGGAGAAAACCAGUAUUCUUUGAGAUGACAAUUAUUGCUUCUAUUGCAUUGAUGUUAUAAGUGUUUAAUGUCUUUUAUUUAUUUUACAGCUUUUUAAAUCAUUUAAAAUAUACAACUGCAGUAUUGUUUUAUUUACAGGUAUACAGUAUGAAAUAAUUCUGUUUUGUCUUACAUUGUGGUGCUUACCUUCUACGCCUUAAUGAUUUGACUUAAUGCUGGAUGGAUAUGUGUUCUAAUUACAUUUUGGAAAUUGUAGAAAUAUUUGUACUUAUUAAAGUAGUUUGAUUCGAUUUUUAGAGAAACAUAUUUAAUUCAGAUUUAAAAUAUAGUUUUUUAUAUGUGAUAUUUAACUUUUAAAUGUAGGUCUCGUAGUAAUAAUUAGUUGUCAUUUUUGUAAAGCUGUGAUGAAAUAUACA
Macrosteles quadrilineatus (aster leafhopper) is the source of this 1189-nucleotide messenger RNA. It is a transcript of the gene Eaf6, whose product is annotated as chromatin modification-related protein MEAF6. Gene Ontology annotation, cellular component: NuA4 histone acetyltransferase complex. The transcript has 5 exons. NCBI's taxonomy places the organism in Eukaryota, Metazoa, Arthropoda, Insecta, Hemiptera, Cicadellidae. The coding region runs from base 119 to 673 and encodes 184 amino acids. The record is from RefSeq and is a predicted model, not a curated record.